This is a messenger RNA of Stomoxys calcitrans (stable fly), 1767 nucleotides long. It is a transcript of the gene Mlf, whose product is annotated as myeloid leukemia factor. Lineage: Eukaryota; Metazoa; Arthropoda; Insecta; Diptera; Muscidae. The record is from RefSeq and is a predicted model, not a curated record. The transcript is spliced from 5 exons. Gene Ontology annotation, cellular component: cytoplasm; nucleus. Gene Ontology annotation, biological process: regulation of DNA-templated transcription. Bases 252 to 1622 code for a protein of 456 amino acids.
AUGCAAUGGGAAUGCCCACAACGGGGAGAUUCUUCCGAUUCGCCUUUGGGGCACGUGAUUAGCCUCUUCAUUCAAAGACCUUAUUAGGUUCGUUGUGUUCGGAAGGGACAAGGAGGACGAAAAAACUGAUAAAGAGUUGCACCAUAGUAAGGCACAAAGCACGAGCAACAACAGUAGAAGGUCAAAAGUGACCAAAGAACAAUGCACAAAAGGAACCAGGGAAAUCCUAGAGAAGCUCUCACAGAAGUCACAUGAAUGCCAUGAACAUGCAAAUGCGCUCCAUGAAUCGUUUAAUGAACUCUUUUAUGCCCGAUCCAUUCAAUAUGUUAGCUCCAUUCGAUGGUGGCUUUCAGCAAAAUGCUUUGAUGGAACGUCAAAAUGGACCACCAAUGGGCGGUGGUUUAUUCGGAUUUCCAGCUAUGCCACCUAUGCAAAUGAUGCAUGGUAUGCCAAACAUGAAUCGUUUAUUGAGUGCCGAUAUUGGCAACAAUGGUGGAGCUUCUUUCUGUUCCAGUUCUGUCAUUACCAUGUCAUCUGGUCCCGAUGGCCGUCCACAAAUCUAUCAGGCCACUAGCAGCACCAAAACCGGACCCGGUGGCAUACGUGAGACACGUCGCACAGUACAAGAUUCCGUCAAUGGUGUGAAAAAAAUGGCCAUUGGUCAUCACAUUGGUGAGCGUGCCCAUAUCAUUGAGAAGGAACAAGAUACACGCUCCGGUCAGCUGGAAGAACGUCAGGAAUUCAUCAAUCUUGAUGAAGAUGAAGCUGAAGAUUUUGAUCGCGAAUUUACUACCAAGGCCAGCUCAGGUCGCAUUGGUCAACAUCGUGCUAUAGCCGCACCACCAACACAGACAUUGACCAUUGAACCAUUGGAUGAUGACGAUGAUGAUGAGGUGAUUGAGACCACCGCCAAUGUCGCAGCAGCGGGUCGCCAUCCACAGCAGCCACCACAUCAGCAGAGGCCAUCUUCUUCGGGUUCACAUCAACGUAGAUAUGUGCCAGCCUUACCUACGCCACCAUCGCAACCAUCCCAUCAAAAUAGCUCCUCUGAUAUCGAUACUAUUGUGAAUGUGACCACAAUGCCAUCAUCAGCAUCGGAAACCAGACCAACACCACCGCCAACAUUGUCGUCGUUGUCGUCGUCUACUUCGUCACAUGCUAAGCCGUCGUUAAGCAUUGGGGCAGCCUCCGCCGCCACAGCCACUACCGCUAAUAACAACAGCCCCUAUGUGUCGUCAGCCACACCACGACGCUCGUCUGCCUAUCGCAGUAGCCAUAUAAGCGGAGCUUCACCCCGUAGACCAUUGAGAACUCCACCAUCAUCGCCAUUGGCCACCACACCAACGAUGCAUAAUCACAGCACCGCAUCGUCACCAAGCGUUCAUCCACAUCCUUACAAUUCAUCGGCAGCCAGGCGUUCGCACCACCAUCAUCAUCAUCACCACCAGCAGCAACAUCAACAUCGCUCCAAACAUGGAAAACAUAGCACAGGAAAUGCUGCUGCUGCCGCCGCCAACGCCAAUACAACAGCUAAUGCAGCGAACAACUCAGCUGUUGCCAACAGCAAUAGCAGCAACAAUCAAACGCCAAAUCACAGAGAAGAAUACAACAAUCAAAACUAAAACAAACAACAACAAAAAAAGGAAAUAUGAUUAACAUAAGGAGAAGGCAGGGCAGGGCGGAAGUUAAUUAUAACAAUAAUUUAAAGUUUGUGUAAAAAAAAAAAAAAUACACCAACCCAUCACCAUGUUGGAUUUUUUUAAGACC